UGUGUGUAUGCAUGUUUGGGUCACUGGUGUGUGUGCAUCUGUGAGCGGGUGUCGCUGUGUCUGUGUCCAGGCCCUUGCCCGGCGAGCUGACUCGCUCAGAGUGACUGCACCCAGCGGGCGUGGCUCCGACCUCGAGCCGGCGCGCACGCCAACCGCGGGCAGACAGCAGGAAGAGUGCGAACAACGGGAGGAAAUCCCAGCUGCACGGGAGGUGGUGGGAAAUCAUGGGCAAGGAGACGGGUCCGGCGGAACGCGGGGUGCAGUUUGAGAGCGACGAGUUUUUAAAAUCGACCAAAUUGCUAGACGGCCGCGAGGAGGAGCAGCCCGAGGAGAGGGAACACCACAGGCGGGAUCCCGGGGGAAUCAACGCCCAUAUCAAGGUUUCAUUUGAAGACGUGAUCGCAGAACCUGUUGCGACGCAAAGUUUCGACGGAAUCUGGAUUUGCAGUCAUGCAUCGUUUGAAAUCAGCAAAUUCGUGCUGUACAAAGUGCUCACUCUGUUCCUAGCCAUCCCCCUGGCCUUCAUUAUAGGGAUUCUCUUUGCCGUAAUAAGUUACAUCCACAUUUGGUUUCUUAUGCCCAUUGUGAAGACCUUCAUGAUGAUUCUACCCUCCAUCAAGACAAUCUGGAAAAGUGCUAUGGACGCGUUUGUCUCUCCUUUGUUUGAGAGUAUGGGCCGCUGCUUGUCUGCAUUCACUAUCCGCUUCGCUCGAGAUUAAAGAAGCAAGUAAAAAGAGAGAAGAAUCGGGACUCACAAAAAAUAUUUCCAGACUUUAUGAAAUAAGUAGCAUUGUUUAUGCUUAAACUUUUCAUCCCAAAUGCACUUUCAGAAUGUAUCUGACAUCUUUUUUUAAGUAUAUACACAUUUUGCAUAAACUUCAUUUAGAAAUAGAUAUAUCUAUAAUUGAUAUUUUUUUAUUAUAAGCCAGUAUGCAUGCUGGUAAUAAUUAAGGAAGUUUACUUAAAAAUGUUGCCAUGCAAUAAUUAGAUCCUGAUUUGUAUUUCAACAAUUUCAUAUUAAUUAAUGCGUAAAGUUGUAAAAUUCUGUGGCACAGAAUGAGACCAUUUGGUCCAUCAGGUCUCUGCUACCACUUUGCUGUGCAAUCGAUCAGCCAUGUUCCUUCUUGUCUUUCCCCUUGUGUUUUCAAAAGUUCUGAUUUCUCUUUUGAAUACACUCAUUGGUCCUAUUUCCACCAAUUUGACUGACAGUGGAUUCCAUAUCAUAACUUCCUAAGUAUAAAAGAAGUCUGUCUUCAAAUUCCUUUGUAAAUUUUGCCCAAAAUUUGAAAUCUGUCCCUCGCUUCUAGAAAAAGUUUUUAACAGUAACAGCUUUUUUUUUAAAUCCUUUCUGAUUAUGAACUUUUCAUGUUGUUUGUCACCUCUGGGACUAAUCUAGAAAGGUUUAUCUGCAUUGUGUUGGGCCUUUAGAUCCUUCCUUAAACUCUAGUGCGGGUUGGAAACAAUACUCCAGUUCUGGGGCCAAACAGUUUUUAUUAUUGAUUUCUCCUUUUGCACUUGCAUGUCACCUUAUGAAUCCCAGUAUCCCACAUAUUCUACCUACACUUCUACUUUUAAGGAAUAAUGUCCUUUGACCCCCUUCCUGAGUCACUUAAUUUAUAUUCUUGCAUUUUGUUCUUUCUGGAAAAGUUGAUCACCACCUUUUUCUCUCGAAAGAAAAAUCAUGUGCUGUGUAACUGCCCAUUCAGCCAACUUCUCCGUGGCUUAAUUUGCCAUCUUCCUCACUGUUGAACAUAUUUCCAAGCUU
Messenger RNA from Hypanus sabinus (Atlantic stingray), 1765 nucleotides. It is a transcript of the gene cav2, whose product is annotated as caveolin 2. Bases 225 to 719 code for a protein of 164 amino acids. Gene Ontology annotation, molecular function: protein kinase binding; molecular adaptor activity. The transcript is spliced from 3 exons. The record is from RefSeq and is a predicted model, not a curated record. Gene Ontology annotation, cellular component: Golgi apparatus; caveola; perinuclear region of cytoplasm. NCBI's taxonomy places the organism in Eukaryota, Metazoa, Chordata, Chondrichthyes, Myliobatiformes, Dasyatidae. Gene Ontology annotation, biological process: positive regulation of MAPK cascade; insulin receptor signaling pathway; negative regulation of endothelial cell proliferation.